Capsaspora owczarzaki ATCC 30864 is the source of this 603-nucleotide messenger RNA. RefSeq lists its product as hypothetical. The annotation marks the transcript as partial. The transcript has a single exon. The record is from RefSeq and is a predicted model, not a curated record. NCBI's taxonomy places the organism in Eukaryota, Filasterea, Ministeriida, Capsasporidae.
AUUUACCUUUUGCUUUGCCAACAGGUUUGGAUGCUGACCUCGGGGGUGCCAUUUUCGGGCGACCCAGGCGACACCAACCAAAGCAACGGCAACGGCAACAGCGAUGCUGCCUCCGCCGCAUCCUCCGGUCGCUGGUCGUCUGGCAGAACACCAGCAGCCCCGACGACUGCACCAACCACACAACUCCCGUCAUCCCCGUUAGCUUCCGCGCAGCACCACCGCGCGCGAGCAAUCCAAAGUGGAGGAGCCGCCGCAAACGCCGAUGCGCAUCCAUUCGCAUCAACACAACCAACCGCAAUGCUCGCUGAGCCAUGGUCCCACCAGGGCGUCCAUGCCAUGUCGUCGCUUGAGCGCCUUCGUCCAAGAGCAAGCCCUGCAGCAGUCACGGCUGAAGCUGCCGCCGAAGCAGCAACAGCAGCAGCAGCAGCAGCAACAGCAACCGUGGCGGCCUCAUCGUCUGGUUCCGAAGCAGUCACGUCCGGCCGCUCCUCCGUCCACCACGAGUUGGUCCAGGUGCUGCCUGUGCACCAUGCCCACGCGAGUCGAGAUGGUCCGGCUCAUCAUCACAUGUACGAAACGGGACACGCGGGGAGCGCUGCGUUU